Messenger RNA from Arthroderma uncinatum, 624 nucleotides. RefSeq lists its product as uncharacterized. Lineage: Eukaryota; Fungi; Ascomycota; Eurotiomycetes; Onygenales; Arthrodermataceae. The transcript has a single exon. The coding region runs from base 1 to 624 and encodes 207 amino acids. The record is from RefSeq and is a predicted model, not a curated record.
AUGCACCUCGCGCGCCAAAGAGAGAGCGGAAUUACUCUCCUCCACGAAAUAGAUUUGAUCGUCAGCGAACGCCUCCUUUCAAUGAGUCUAUACAAUCACGAGAUACAAGGAUGGGUGGUGUCAGGAGGAGGUCUAGGAGUAUUGAUCGACGAAGCUCACGAGGGGAACCCAAUGGUGGGAGAGGGCCACCGCCGCGAUCGCCUUCUAUUGCCGAACGCUCUGGUCAAACGUCCGCUCAUGGUUCAGCUGCCACAUCCCGACGUUCUUCUCCUCCCACGCAGGAGAGGUCGAGCCGCAACCACCCGAAUGCUUCAAGCCACGGUCCGCCUCCCGGGAUGCCACGGUCGCAAUAUGAUAGCGGACAUCCACAUGGAAAUGCGCCCCGUUUUCCUGAAGGAAGUAGGAGGCCCUCUAGUCGGCCUCCCUCCCCCUCUAGAAGGCCGUCGGCCAACAUUCAAUUACAAUCGCCACGUUCGCAUGAGCCACCAAGGCCCUAUGAAAAUGACCAUGAUAGGAACCAAAGCACACCAGCUAGACCGCCAACAGGCCCUCGCACUGAGAGCAGCCCUUCGAUUCAAGGACAAGGUGCGAAUGCUCCGCCCGGCGGAAUAUCCCCUCCCGUAG